This is a messenger RNA of Monodelphis domestica (gray short-tailed opossum), 1529 nucleotides long. It is a transcript of the gene EXOSC3, whose product is annotated as exosome component 3. NCBI's taxonomy places the organism in Eukaryota, Metazoa, Chordata, Mammalia, Didelphimorphia, Didelphidae. Gene Ontology annotation, biological process: CUT catabolic process; exonucleolytic trimming to generate mature 3'-end of 5.8S rRNA from tricistronic rRNA transcript (SSU-rRNA, 5.8S rRNA, LSU-rRNA); poly(A)-dependent snoRNA 3'-end processing. The record is from RefSeq and is a predicted model, not a curated record. Gene Ontology annotation, molecular function: RNA binding. Gene Ontology annotation, cellular component: nuclear exosome (RNase complex); cytoplasmic exosome (RNase complex).
AUGUAACCACGGGGAAAGAGGCGGGGUCCUGGGAGCGGGUGCCGAGCUGCUUCUCUUUCAUUCCGUAGAGAUGAAGCUAUGGUGGGGAUGUUGGGGCAGAAGUGGGCAUGGCCAAAGACGAAGGGUGGGAGCAAUUCUCCAGUUCUGUAGAACUGAACCUCAGUGGAAGGGAUGGAGGAGGAUGGCCCAGGGCUACUCCUCUAUUCAUGUAGUAUGGAGCCAUACUGGAGGGAGUCGCAGUCUCUUGCCGGAGUUCUCCUCUCACCAGGGAUGGUGCCAUAAUAGAAGGGCCUUACGAGGCUUGUGGCAGAGCUUGAAGGUGGUCUUGGGUCGGUGGAGCAGAGCCAAAGUGGAAGGGUGAACUAUGGAGCGAGAGUGGCAGUCCUCUAGUCACCUAAAUGGAACCACAGUGAAAGGGCGGGGCCUUGGGAACAGAGCAACUCUACCUUCAUUAUCGGGGGGGCGCUGCAAAAGGCGCUGCAGAUGCACUGCUGGAUAAUGGCGGCCUCACCGAUUUCCUCUUCGGGGCCGCGGGUGGCCCGGACCAUGUUGGGGCAAGUGGUGCUGCCUGGGGAAGAACUCCUGCUGCCCGAUUCAGCGGGGCCCGGCACCGAAGGCUCCGCGGAACAGACGCUGCGCUUGGGAGCGGUAGUGCGGCCCCGCACCCGCGUAGUGUGUGGUCCAGGCCUGAGGCGCUGCGGAGACCGCCUGUUGGUCACCAAGUGCGGGCGGCUUCGCCACAAGGAGCCGAGCGGUGGCGGUAGCGGCGGCGGCGGCGGCGGCGUCUACUGGGUGGACUCCCAGCAAAAACGAUAUGUCCCCGUUAAAGGAGACCAUGUGAUAGGCAUUGUGACUGCUAAAUCUGGUGACUUAUUCAAGGUUGAUGUUGGAGGAAGUGAGCCAGCUUCUUUGUCUUACUUAGCAUUUGAAGGAGCAACCAAAAGAAACAGACCAAAUGUGCAGGUGGGAGAUCUCAUUUAUGGCCAGUUUGUUGUUGCCAAUAAAGACAUGGAGCCAGAAAUGGUCUGUAUUGAUAGCAACGGAAGAGCCAACGGCAUGGGUGUCAUCGGACAGGAUGGGCUGCUGUUUAAGGUGACGCUCGGUUUGAUCCGGAAACUUCUAGCUCCGGACUGUGAGAUUAUCCAAGAGAUAGGAAAGCUGUACCCGCUCGAGAUAGUAUUUGGCAUGAAUGGAAGAAUCUGGGUAAAAGCAAGAACUAUUCAACAGACUUUGAUUCUGGCCAAUGUUUUGGAAGCCUGCGAACACAUGACAACAGAGCAGAGGAAGCAGAUCUUUUCCAGACUGUCGGAAAGUUGACCUCCGCCCUUUGCUUCAUUCUUUAUGGGAUUAUGAUGUGAGCUUGUGGCGGUGACCCUGGAGGUUUCAUCAGGACUUCUUCAUUUUCAGAUGAAAUCUCGCCUUUUCCCCAGUUCCAGGAUCAUGUACAGUAAAUGUUUUGGAAAUUUUUUAUUCGUAAGAAAGCCAUUAAUUGUACUUUGAUCUACCUGUAUUAAAUGAGUAUAGAACAA